AUGCCCAGGAAGCCUGGCUGGAAGCGCUCCGAGGCCACGGCCCGGCGCUGGGAGCACAAGCUAGACUUGUCCUGGCGGGGAGUGGAUGAGCUGGCCUCUUCUGGGCUAGCUGUUCAAGUUCCUCGUCAUGAGCAAUGCCCUGAGCCGACCACUCGCCUUGGUCUUGGUUCUCGGCAUUCUGUGAAGAAGCAGAACUGGCCCACUUCGUCGUACGUCGACAAGCCUUGUAAGUGGGUCGUUCCGCCAGUGUUUCCGGACAAAAAGUUUGCAUUUGUCCUUGGAAACUCCCAUCUGCGUGCGAUCGUAGAUGGGUUCGUGCCGAUGCCAGAAGACGGUUUUUCUUUUGGCUUCUGCUCCAUACCCGGUGGUUCUGCCCGGGACAUAUGCAAGGAGCUGUCUUCACAAAUGGCUUGUGAAGACCCACCACUUCAGAGGGAGCCAGACGUCGUGUGUCUCCUCGCUCCUUGCAACAACCUAACAGCCAGCAAGACGGUUACAGAGGCUGCAUCAGAGUUCGCCCGACUCCUCGACGUAGUGUGCAGCCGCUGGCAAGAGGUCUGUGUUCUGGAUUUUCCACCUCGUCUGACAGUAGAGGUGGAGCUCCAACAGGCCCUUAGGGAGGAGUACCGCCGUGUGGCAGCUCGCAGGGAAAUCCGCUACUUUCCUGUGGCUGAGCACUUCCGGAUGGACAAACUCCGGUUGUGGUGCUGGGAUGGUGCCAAUGAUGAGUGCCACGAGGGCAAACACCUCGUUGGCCCCAGAGGCGACCGCUGUCUCAGCCCAAAGCGCGAACAAGUCCAGUAA
This is a messenger RNA of Knipowitschia caucasica, 804 nucleotides long. The record is from the annotation of a GenBank genome assembly. NCBI's taxonomy places the organism in Eukaryota, Metazoa, Chordata, Actinopteri, Gobiiformes, Gobiidae.